GUACUUUGCCCAGGUCUACUCUGACAAAAGUAAAGUGGCGAAAAUCGUUUACAGCCUCCGUGGUCCGGGAGCAGAUCAGCCUCCUGUUGGUCUCUUUACCAUGGACAGAGACACUGGCAAUCUGUAUGUAACACAGGCACUGGACAGAGAGAACCAGGACAAGUACAGAUUAGAAGCACUUGCAGUGGAAGAAGGACAAGCUGAAGCAUCUGAGACCAUUGAAAUAAUUGUGAAUGUCAUCGAUCAGAAUGACAACAAACCAGUUUUCAGCAGAGACACCUUCCAGGGAGAAGUGCCUCAGUCCUCACCUAAAGGUUUUGAGGUGAUGACGGUUCAGGCCACAGAUGCUGAUGAGGGCAAUUCGGACAAACCGAUGUCUGCUAUCGCAUUAUAAGACAAGA
Messenger RNA from Poeciliopsis prolifica (blackstripe livebearer), 401 nucleotides. Its product is annotated as B-cadherin-like. Gene Ontology annotation, biological process: adherens junction organization; multicellular organism development; cell-cell junction assembly. Bases 101 to 394 code for a protein of 97 amino acids. The record is from RefSeq and is a predicted model, not a curated record. The transcript has 4 exons. Gene Ontology annotation, cellular component: plasma membrane; cytoplasm; catenin complex. Lineage: Eukaryota; Metazoa; Chordata; Actinopteri; Cyprinodontiformes; Poeciliidae. Gene Ontology annotation, molecular function: cadherin binding; calcium ion binding.